Molecule: messenger RNA, 3882 nt
Organism: Lodderomyces jiufengensis
Lineage: Eukaryota; Fungi; Ascomycota; Pichiomycetes; Serinales; Debaryomycetaceae
Gene: SGA1
Product: glucan 1,4-alpha-glucosidase
Exons: 2
Coding region: 1-3882 (1293 amino acids)
Biological process (GO): carbohydrate metabolic process; magnesium ion transmembrane transport; intracellular magnesium ion homeostasis
Cellular component (GO): plasma membrane
Molecular function (GO): magnesium ion transmembrane transporter activity
Source: RefSeq, a predicted model, not a curated record
AUGUCUGAUACUGAAAGUUAUUUUCAACCUACAAAUAGCAGUCAACAUAAUAAUUUAAAUACAGAUGAAGUACUUAAUGAUCAUAGAAAUCAAAUGACAAGUACAAGUUGUGCUGUUUCUGAAGAUGAGGAUGAUACAAAUGAACCAAUAAAUAAAUCCACUACUAAUACCCAAGAAAAUGGUUUAAAUUUAUCAUCUACUAAUAACAACAAAAUUCGUUCCAAUUCAAUUAAUAGUAAUCAUAAUCAUCACCAACAAACUAAACAAGAAAUAUAUUCAAAUGAAGGAAAUAGAAAAAAAUCUAUUAGAAGAUCAUCAGCUAGAAGAUCAUCAGUUGGAGAAAAUGUUAAUCCUCAAUUAAAUAGAUCUUAUAUGACUACAUUAAGAAAAGAUUUUUAUUUAAAAGAAGAUGAUGAUUCACCAUUAACAAUACCUUUAAACAAUCAAUCAAUUUCACCAACUAAUCCCAUCAAUAUUAAUUUAACUACUCCUCAACCAUUACCUACCAAAUCAAGACGUAGAUCAACUCUUGAAAAUUUACAAUCCAAAAAAAAUGGUCGUUCUAUGUCAAAUAAUUUUGAAAAUGAUAUUUUAAGUCCAAUGAUAAAAACUAAAACUAAUGAAAGUUUUGUAAUUACUAAUAAUGGGAAUGGUGAAGAAAUUAAAAUUAGAAGACAAUCACGUUCUUCAAUUGAUAGUGAAGCUGAUUCUCAUGGUUCGAGAAGUUCUCAAGAAACUGAGGAAGAUGUUUGUUUCCCAAUGAUGCGUGAACAUAUUAAAAUUAAUGGUAUUGAUUUUGAUGAAAUUGAUGAAUUUAUUAGAGAAGAAAGAGAAGAAGCAGAAAUUCAAAAACAAUUUAUUAGUAAAAAUAAACUGAUUAUCGAUACCAUUGAUCAAUUCAGUAGUAAUAAUAAUAAUAAUAAUAGAAAUAACAGUAGUUCUGGAAUUAGUAGACAACCAACAAGUAGUGCUGCUUUAAAAUAUACUCCAAAAAAUAUUCUAAAAUCAUUUACACGUUCAGAAGAAAUUCAAGAUUCUGCAACUACAUCAUCAUCAAUUGAAGAAAUUAAAUUUAAACAAGAAAGUUUAGAAGAUGAUGAUAAAUCAUCAAUUGAACAAGUUAAAUUCGGAGGUGCAAGAAUUUCAGAUGGAGCUAAUGGAGCAUUACCUGAUAGAUUUUCAUUUUUCCAUUCAGAAAAUGAAGAAACUGUUCAUGCUCCUGAUAUUCCUUCCUUAGUUUCUAAUGGGCAAUCUAUUAGAGAAUUAUUUCAUAAUGGGGAAGAAACUUGGUGGCUUGAUUGUACUUGUCCAACUGAUGCUGAAAUGAAAAUGUUAGCAAAAGCUUUUGGAAUCCAUCCAUUAACAGCUGAAGAUAUUAGAAUGCAAGAAACAAGAGAAAAAGUUGAAUUAUUUAAAAGUUAUUAUUUUGUUUGUUUUCAUACAUUUGAACCUGAUAAAGAAUCUGAAGAUUAUCUUGAACCAAUCAAUGUUUAUAUUGUUGUAUUUCGUGAUGGAAUAUUAACAUUUCAUUUUUCACCAAUUUCACAUCCUGCAAAUGUAAGAAGAAGAGUUAGACAAUUAAGAGAUUAUGUAGAUGUUACCGCAGAUUGGCUUUGUUAUGCAAUGAUUGAUGAUAUUACUGAUAGUUUUGCUCCAGUAAUUCAUGGAAUAGAAUAUGAAGCUGAUGCUAUUGAAGAUGCAGUUUUCACAGCUAGAGAUACUGAUUUUAGUAAUAUGUUGCAAAGAAUUGGUGAUUCAAGAAGAAAAGUUAUGACAUUAAUGAGAUUAUUAUCAGGUAAAGCUGAUGUUAUUAAAAUGUUUGCUAAAAGAUGUCAAGAUGAAGCUAAUACGGGUUAUAGAAGACAACACCAACAAAGAUUAAGAGAUGAAUAUUCAUCACCUCAUUCAUCAUCAACCAAUAUUCAUGGAUUAAACAAUCAAUCAUCAUCAGGUGGAGGAGGAUCACAACCACCACCACCACCACAGCAACAACAACAUUAUGGUCAACCACCUAGUAGUUGGGCUCAAAAUACUACUUAUAAUGCACGUCCAAGAGCAGAUAUUGCGUUAUAUUUAGGUGAUAUUCAAGAUCAUAUAAUUACCAUGUUUCAAAAUUUAUUAGCCUAUGAAAAAAUUUUCUCAAGAUCUCAUUCCAAUUAUUUAGCUCAAUUACAAGUUGAAAGUUUUAAUUCAAACACCAAAAUAUCAGAAAUGUUUUCAAAAGUUACUAUUAUUGGUACAAUGUUAGUUCCAUUAAAUUUAGUUACUGGUUUAUUUGGUAUGAAUGUUAAAGUACCAGGUGAAGGAUCAACAAUUUAUUGGUUUUAUGGUAUAUUGGGGGUUUUAUUGGUUGUUAUUAUUUUAAGUAUUUGUUUUGCUAAUUGGUGGUUAAGAAGAAUGAAUCGUCAAAUUAAUGGAGCUCCAAGACCUGUUUUUAAUUCAAGAAGAAGUAUUAGAAGUUUAGCCUCGCCUUCAACUUCAGAUCCUAAUUAUUAUUAUCAAUGGACAAGAGAUUCAGCAAUUUCAAUAAAAUCAUUAAUUUAUUAUAUUGAAGAUAAUUACAGAAAUGAACUUAGUAAUAAUAAUGGAAAUGAGCCAUUAAAUAAAAAUAUUAUAAAAAUUAUUGAAUUAUACAUUUUGAAUGAAUACAAAUUACAAAGAGUACCAAAUAAACUGGGUAAUUUUAAUGAUUUAAAAGGAUUAGGAGAACCAAAAUUUAACGUUGAUAUGACAGCAUUUAAUGAAAAUUGGGGUAGACCACAAAGAGAUGGACCAGCAUUAAGAAUAUCUACAAUUUUAGAAUUUAUUCAUUAUUUAAAUCAAACAAAUUCAAUUUUCCAAAAUUCAAAUUUACAAAAUUAUACGUUUAUUUUUAAUGAUAUUUUAAAACCUGAUUUACAAUAUAUUUUAAAAUUUUAUGACUGUAAAGGAUUUGAUUUAUGGGAAGAAAUUGAUUCUAUACAUUUUUAUACAUCAAUGGUUCAAUUAAAAGCUUUACAACAAGGAUUUAUUUGGUUUAACUAUUUCAAAGAUAAAAUUGAUGGUAUAGAUACAGAGUUUACAAAUGACAUAUUGGAUGCAUUUAAUAAGCUAAAGUCAAACAUUUUAAAGGACUUUAAUUUCAUUAAUCAAGAUAAAGAUCAUAUAAUUGAGAUUCCAUCAUUAUUAGAGAAUGGAGAAAGAGGAGGACUAGAUAUUGCAUCAACUUUAGCCGUAGUUCACACUCAUGAAUUGGAUUUUAUAGAGAAAUACAACCUUCACAAUGAUAACAAUUUAAAAAAUUUUAGAAUACCAUUUCAAAUAAAUAAUUCUUAUGUUUUAAAUUCUUUUAGAAAAUUGGUUGAUGAUAUGAAAUAUAGGUAUACUAUUAAUUAUAUUGAUCCAAAUGAUAAUGACAAUAAUUCAAUUACUGGUUGUGGAUUAGGUAGGUAUCCUGAAGACAUAUAUGAUGGUCAUAAUACAUCAGAAGGUAAUCCAUGGUUUUUAGCAACAUCAACAGCAAGUGAAUUUCUUUAUCAAUUUAUAUUUAAUUUAUACAAGUUUGAAUUAGAUUUACAAAUUGAUAAGUCAAAUUAUGAAUUUUUUAAACCAUUCAUAAAUUACAAUAAAUCAAUUGAUUCGAAAGACGAAAACAUUACAAAUAUAACUUAUGAGUAUAACUCUAAAGACUUCAACAAUACACUAAUACAAUUAUUCAAAUAUGGAGAUUCAUUUUUAAAUGUUGUUAGAAGACAUUCAGAUUUAGAAACUGGUCAAAUAUCAGAACAAUUUAAUAGAAACACAGGGUUUAUGCAAGGUGCUAGAGAAUUAACUUGGAGUUAUAGCGCAUUAUGGAAUGCUAUACGCUGGAGAGAUAAAUUAUUAUCAAUAAUUGAUGUAUAA